Messenger RNA from Sus scrofa (pig), 12800 nucleotides. The record is from RefSeq and is a predicted model, not a curated record. NCBI's taxonomy places the organism in Eukaryota, Metazoa, Chordata, Mammalia, Artiodactyla, Suidae.
UCAUGGCAACACUGGAUCCUUAACCCACUGAGUGAGGCCAGGGAUCAAACUGGCAUCCUCAGGCACAUUAGUUGUGUUCAUUACCACUGAGCCACAAAGGGAACGCCUAGUCUGCUUUUAAUAGGAGACCUUGACCCAGUAAGCAGUGGUCUCAGUUCCCUAAAAAGCCCAAGGUCGCUUCUUCCAAGGUUAACAGUGAGAUGGCUGCUUUCUGGAUAUCUCUACAUGACUACCCUUCUAAGUGAGGCUUUGAGGCUUUGAGAUAUAUUCCAUAAAACCUGUUAAAAUGAAAAAUAAGAGAUAAUGAGUGAAAAUGUUUAAAUGAAGCAAUAUUAGUAACAAUUGUUUGUGUUUUUGUGUUUGGGCAAAUACAAUCCCUGAGAACCCCAUUCGUUAAUAUUCAGAUAUGAAAACUAAUUAGCAUUAACCCAGGCAGGAAGUCUCCAUGUCAACUCGCUGACUGUAUCUAUUAUGAUUUUGCUUAAAAAAUGAUGAACUGCCAAUUAUUUAGGAAAAAGAUAGAUGUCUUCAAGCAUUUUAGUCUAAUGAGACCAUCUAUCUUAUAAAAUCUUAACUGUCACUAAAAAAGAAAACCUCGUUGACAACCAUUCAUUUAGGCAUAAUAAGGCAGUAAGUGAUGGGAAGCUGAAUGUUCUUAUAUGCUAAAGAAUUCUCAUAUUGAUAAAAGAAAGUGAUUCAACUCUUAAGAAAUAUUGGAACUGAAUUGCAGUCAGCAUCUACAGCAUUCUGACUAAAUGGGCAUUAUUUGGGUCAUUAUAGUAUCGGGAAUAUAUUAGUGGUAGGUGAAAAAACAAGGGAGAAUUUGUGAAACUCAGAGAGAAAGGAGUCAGAUGCUGAAUGUGUAUCAACCUUUAAGGCAAAUCAAUUUAAGGAUUGAUCUGGGGGAGGAAGGGAGGAAGAGAGAAAUCUCAUUUGGAAAAUGUUGAUUUUCUAAGCCAUCCUUGUAUAAAGGAUGAGAUUCCUUGGGGUCCCUGUGGUCAGUCAGUAUUUAUAGAGGAAUUAGCAUUUUUCAGAUCUUUCCUUACCUCUUUAUCAUAUCUCAUUUUUCUGUUAGUUUUUGUAAUGUAGGUGAGACCUUCUGUUUGAUGGAUAAGCACAUAAUUUUCUGUGACAGAGAAGGCCCUAAAAACAAACUUAAUCAUCUUUAUAGCUUAGGCCCUAUGCUUUUUUCGUUUGUUUUGUUUUGUUCUUUUGGGGGUGUUUGUUGUUGUUGGCCAUGCCUGCAGCACCUGUAAGUUCCCAGGCCAAGGAUCGAACCCACGCCAUGACAGUGAACAGAGCUGCUGCAGUGACAAUGCUGAAUCCUUAACCUACUGUAUCACAAGGGAAGUCCCCUAUGCUCUUUUCACCACACCACACUAAACGGGAUGUUUUGCAUAUUCUGUCUGUUCCUAGGAAUAGGACAUUUUCCCUGCGCCCAGUUCAAUAUGCACUGCAAUUUCUUAUUCAAGCGUCACAAUAUUGAGGGCUGCUAGCUUACCACCAAUUGAGAGAGAGAGAGAGCAAAAGAAGCUUUGUUCAUCUCCAAACUUGUGUUUUUUCCUCAUACAAAGCAAAAGAAGACAGCAUAGUAGAAGUAACAGCAAAAUAAGACAUGGUAUUAAGAGAUCCCCCUCAUGUUACAGAACGUAGGUGAACAAUUACUGUCCAAGCGAGAGAGAUGGACACACUUCCUUUGGAUGCAGACAUGUUCUUGGCCACACUCAGUACCAUCUUUCACUUCACCAAUAUCAGCCUGGGGAAGUAAGCACCGCCUACCGUCGUGAGUGGCCUGUCAUUCUGCCCCGCUGUGCGAUCGUGAUUGGCUAGCAAGAUGGUGUCGUCUGGCUCCGCCCCCGCUUCCCUUUGCCGCGCUAGUGGCUCGGGGUUUACCCAAAGGUGGUAAGUGGGAUUCAGGCGGGCGGCGCUUGGAGCAGGUGCAGACGCAUUAAUGUUUCAGCUGUUACUGCUCUUCUUUCUCCAUUCGUGGGUUUGAGUCAGGAAAGGACGAGCUUUUGCCGCUAGAGCUCCAGUGAACCGCUACCCAGAACCUAGGCACCUCAGACAUCUCAUCUCACUCGUUAUUCCGCCUUCACUGUAUAAAUCACCUGCACAUUUGUAAGCCUGUGAAUCUCCCUUCAGCUCAAUGCUCAGAGAAGGAAGGGGUCGAAUGGGAAUUUCAAGUGUUUGAAAGAGAGGGUCUCCGCGGACCGCAGGGAGCUGUCUCAGGUGCUGAAGCUUUCCAGGCGUUGGUCUUCACCAACACCACACGGAGUUAGGCUGCACAUUCUCAUUCCUGGCUUUCUCCUUCCCCAUGCCUUGGUUAAGACUAAUUUCAGAGUCGUGAAUACAUCCCUCCGUAUCAUGGCGUACGUGAGACACUUUCGGACAUUAGUUUCGGGAUUUUACUUCUGGGAAGCAGCUCUGCUACUCAGUUUGGUUGCAACAAAGGAAACAGAUAGUGCAAGGUCUCGAAGUGCCCCAAUGUCACCUUCGGACUUUCUGGAUAAAUUAAUGGGGAGGACAUCUGGGUAUGAUGCAAGAAUCAGACCCAAUUUUAAAGGUCCUCCAGUUAAUGUCACAUGCAACAUAUUCAUAAACAGCUUUGGUUCUAUUGCCGAGACAACCAUGGAUUACAGAGUGAAUAUCUUUCUCCGUCAGAAAUGGAACGAUCCCCGUCUUGCAUACAGUGAAUAUCCUGAUGACUCUUUAGACCUAGACCCUUCCAUGUUGGACUCCAUUUGGAAACCUGAUUUGUUCUUUGCCAAUGAAAAGGGAGCCAACUUUCACGAAGUUACUACAGACAACAAAUUGUUGAGAAUUUUCAAGAAUGGAAAUGUUCUUUAUUCAAUAAGAUUGACCCUGACUCUCUCCUGUCCAAUGGAUCUCAAGAAUUUUCCAAUGGAUGUACAGACCUGUAUCAUGCAGCUGGAAAGUUUUGGGUACACAAUGAACGACCUCAUUUUUGAAUGGCAAGAUGAGGCACCUGUGCAAGUGGCAGAAGGACUCACUCUGCCCCAGUUUCUGUUGAAAGAAGAGAAAGAUUUACGAUACUGCACUAAACAUUAUAACACAGGAAAGUUUACUUGUAUAGAAGUUCGAUUCCAUCUUGAACGACAAAUGGGAUACUAUUUGAUUCAGAUGUACAUUCCUAGUCUCCUGAUCGUUAUUCUAUCCUGGGUUUCAUUCUGGAUCAAUAUGGAUGCUGCUCCUGCCAGGGUGGCUUUGGGAAUAACCACGGUGCUGACUAUGACCACACAGAGUUCAGGAUCACGAGCUUCCCUACCAAAGGUUUCAUAUGUCAAGGCUAUUGACAUUUGGAUGGCAGUGUGCCUCCUUUUUGUGUUUUCAGCACUUCUGGAAUAUGCAGCUGUAAAUUUUGUUUCAAGACAACACAAAGAACUUCUGAGAUUUCGACGAAAGAGAAAGAAUAAGGAUGAUGAGGUAAGGGAAAGUCGAUUCAGCUUCACAGCCUAUGGAAUGGGGCCAUGUCUACAAGCAAAAGACGGUGUGACCCCAAAGGGCCCAAGUCAUCCUGUCCAGGUAAUGCCAAAGAGCCCAGAUGAAAUGAGGAAGGUCUUUAUCGACCGGGCCAAGAAGAUUGACACCAUCUCCCGAGCCUGCUUCCCACUAGCCUUUUUGAUUUUUAAUGUUUUCUACUGGGUUAUCUAUAAAAUUCUUAGGCAUGAGGAUAUCCAUCAGCAGCAAGAUUAAGUCUCUAGAGUCGUGCAAGUGCAAACAGUCAACCAGAAGGAAGGGGUUUUGCUGUAGAGGUGUGUGUGUGUGUGUGUGUGUGUGUGGUGUACAAAUGAUGACCGCUGUAUUCAAGAGGCAUAUGGGAAGGUAUUAUUAUGAUUUGCUAUGCAAAGUCAUGAGGCAGUGAAGAUUCCUUUAGUGGAUAAAAAAUACAUGUAGUAUGGGGAAAUUCUACUUCAUAUUAAUUUAAGAUAAUCUGUUCUUUCACACUAAUUAGUGUAAGUGGAAGUAUUACUGUUAAUGUGUUUGUAUGAUAUCACAUAAUAGUACAUGUGAAAACGACUUUGGAAUUUUUUUAUUUUUUAAUUCAACAUCAAAUCUCACAAAAGUAAAAUUCGCACAGUAAACUUUGGAAAAGGAAAAAGGAUGAAAUGUUGAAGAUAAAAAAUUAGUAGCUUGAGGCUAUAUUUCCUUAUACUGCAUUUACAAGAUAGAAAAAUAAUCAGAUAAUUCAGUGGGAAACUCAGUGAUAGAGGAUUGUAUAUAUAACUACUAUCAAGCCGACAUAGGUCAUAAUAAAAAAUUCAAAUUAGAAUUAAAAUUAAAAACCUUUAUUGUUUAGCUACUAAAUUUGAUUGUUUUAAAUACUAAAUUUCUGUGUUUGGAAAAAUUUUUAAUGGUCUAAAAGAUCAUAUUAUAUACAAAAUCUACUUUUCUUAACUUUUUAUCUCUAUGAAUGAAGGUGGAUAUACUGAAAACAAUGUUAUUUUUAAAAAGUGUUAUAGCUAUGUAUUUUUAAGUAUUGCCAAACAAUGAAAAAUUCAAGCCAGCAUCUUUGUUUUGUUAGAUUUUGAAUAGUUGCUUAAUAGUCUGUAAGUAAUUAUGUUUAAUGUUUUGAUAUAACUGAACAAAGUUCAGUAAGACUUUUAUAUUUUAGCUUAGAAUGAGACUUUAAAAUUCAAUGGGAUUAUAGUAUUUACAUUUUGAUAAAAAUGAAUUUAAUGAAAAAAAGGAUUUAUGAAAGAUUUUUUUAAUAAGAACAGAUUUCCCAUCAAAGUUAUGUGGGUUCCAACUCCUAGCUCCAAAUGUAAGGAGGGAAGAUUUUAAUUCUAAAUUAUAAAAGUAAGUCAUUAUAUAAGUAAGUCAUUUCUAUAAAGUGAGGAUUGAUUGUUUUAUAUUUCUGAAUUAAUGAUCUCAAUAUAUUAGCCAUUCACUUGAUGUGAAUAAUUUUAAAUAAAAUUUGUACUUAAAAUUUAUCAGCAACCCCAUAGAAUUCUUUCAACUACAAUGGGGCACUAAUUCAUUUUGUGUAGUAUAAUUAAAUGCAGAUAGAUGAUAGAGUUCUAGGUUAAAUUGAACCAAACUCUGAUCAGAUUCACUAAAUGGAAAUUCAGUCUACCAAAUUACUGACAGAAAAAGUUUUAACCAUUAAGAAAAUGAUUAAUUCAGAUUUAAGAGCGAAAAACAAGCCAAUUCUUGAACCGGACAGUACUAUUUUCUGACCUUCAACUACUCUCAAACUAAAAGCAAGAACUGCCAUUCGAAGCUAAAAAAUGUCUCAAUGUUAUUGAACUUUGGUCUACCUAAUUGUACUUUAAAAAUAACUUCUAAAAAAUAAUGUCUGCUUAGCACCUUUUGCUUGAAAGACAAAUUUUGCUUCUUUUUAAGUAAUUUAAAACACUAUUUUAAAAAAAAGUUUGGCAUUAAAGUUUGGCAAAGCUCACAACUGAAAGAAGUUAUUACUAUGUGCUUUAUUUAUUUUGAGGAGUGUGCACCCUAAAGUUAAAUAUAUCCUUCACUGGGUGUGUAUGAACCAAAACCAUGGACAUAUAUUCUUAUACUAAAGAUGGAGUAAGAUAGGUUGUUUGUAUUCUCUGCAGAUAAACUAGGAAGUUUGAAAUGCUAAACUACAUUGUCUCAAUAUGUAUCUGAGAUACUUGAAUACAUUUUUCUAUACUUCACACAUCUUAUUUUUAAAAAUUCUUCAUCAUUGUUUAAGUCAAUUCUGCCAAAAGUAAACAGAAAUACAGGGAACCUGUGCCCCCUGAGAAAUUCACAUCACUUUUUUUUUUUUUUUAAUAUUUGAGAGUAUUAAAAAUGUCUCUUUUUUAAACCUGAAACUUGGAAUGUAAAAAUACUAGCCAUGAAACAAUGUUUUUAGCAGGGAUGUUGCUAUGGUAGAGCUCUAUCACAAAAAAGGAUUAUACUUUGCUUAGGCAUAUAUAGACUUACCAUUAUCUAACAACACUAAGUAAAUACUCCAACAUUUCACUCAUAGGGCAACAGUGACAUAGCAAAUAUAGCUGAAUCCAAAUUGUUGAAGGAAUGUGUCCCCUCUAAUGAAUUCUUAUAGACCCUUUAAAACAGGAAAGCUACAUUGUAAUUACCAUCCCUCAGUAGGAUUUGCCUAAAUAAGCCCUAUGUCAAGCCCUAAUAUUUCAAAUUAAACCAACCAGAAAUCUAUCCAUGGUGAGAAGAUCAAAAUGUGCAUAUGCACUAACUACUCACACAUAAGUUGGAAUUCUAAAGUGGAUUUUCUGAAGUAUUUCAAAAUAGCCACGUCAGAAAGUUUGUAAUUUUUAUACAUGUAGUUUUACUUCACUUUUUUUUUAUAAUUAUGUCUCUCAACUAUUGAAAUAUAUGGUUCCAUGUGAAUUUUUAAGGAAACCUUGCACCUUAGCAUGUACACACCAUCCUUCUCUUUCUUUCCUAACCAUUAGAAGUGGAGUUCAACUAGAGUGAGGACCUAGAACUUUCUUUACUAUUUAAAACAAAUUCUAGAAAGAAACCAUAGAAGCAAGGAAGCCAAGGGUCUUGAAAGAGUCUCCAAACUUUCAUGAUGUUUCUCCAUAACAGUUCUGCUCACCUGGAAAGCCCAUCCAACUCCCAACUGCUGUAUUUAAGGGACCAUUAUGACUACUUAUCCAAUAAUCAAUUACUAGUCUAUGAAUAUAUUCUAAUAACCAUUAUCUUAAUUUUGAUUUAUAAAUGCUCUAAAUCUGUGUAUCCCUAAAAUAUGAAUACAUGCACUGGGUUUGUGAAUUCCAAAGAUCUUAUCGAAGAUAAUGGGGAUUUUAGGGAAAAAAAUGUGAAAAAAAAAUAAGCCAACAGAAGAGAGUAAGUUGUUAACUACUUUAGCACCCCGUGUAACUUGAGGUUAUGAUUUUAGAAGAAAAAUAUGUGUAUCCUCCAUACUAUACAUCCCCUUUUCUGAAUGUCUCUCAUCUUAUUUUUAAAAACACACCUUUCUAUUCUUAACGUGAUAUACCUCAACCUGCUAGUCACUUUGAAAGACUAAAUGUUACAUUGGCAGCUCAAUUUUCCUUUUACCUAUAAAGUACACAUACCAUGAAAUGGACUCAAGGAAAUAUGGGACUUGGCAAUAUGAAAAGUAGAAAAUAAUCUCAAAUAAAAAGUAGGAAGUAGGCAAUCCUGAAAAUCACAGGUGUCCCUCACUUCAGACACUCUCAGAAUGAAACUCAGAAUGAAUAUGGGACGCAGUUCUUAGACCAAUCAGUCAUGAAUAGCCUUUGAGAUCAUGUUUCCAACUCUAAAAGAGAUUUCACAGACUGUGCAACAUACAAAUAGCAAAAGCUAUCAAAAUUUAUGAGCAUGUACCACAUGUAUUUCUCAUCUAGUUGAUGCUAACCUAGUAAAGAAAAGUAACCACUCCAAGGACACAGCAUAAACUUUUAUGUACUCCAUCAGUAUUCACUGAUGCUGACAAGGCAAAGAUUGUAAAGUAGUGAAUUUGAUUAAAACACAUUAAGAGGAUAAGUAUGGUUUCCACCCGCAAGGUAUUUUAAUUUUAACAGUCUAUCCCAGGAAAAUAUAAUCCAUGGAAAUAUAAUCUAUACACUAAUAAUCACCUUAGUUCUCCGAGGGGAUUUGAUGGAAAUUGUCUUAGUGACUCAGAGAAUAGUUUUUGCAUCUUUAUAAUUACAAGCUUGUCUUUUUAGUUAUAUUUACCUAUUAAGCACAAUUAUGAUAACUACAUUUUGCUUGUUCCUUUGGGUAUUCAGUUUUCGAACUAGAUAAUUUCAUUGCCCAUGCUUGGCUUUUGGAGUGAGUUAUAUGCUGUUAUAGAGGUGUUGGAACUUUUAGCACCAUCAACUCUGCCAGACUAUAAAAACUUGCUGAUGUCAUGAACCUUUCAGAGAGGAAUUUGGAUGCAAAAACUGCACAAUAUUUUUAAGUGACAAAUUUCAGUAUUUCUUAAAACUGUGCCCCAAAUUGUGUAAUUGGCUCAAGUAAAAUCAAAGGACUUUCUGGUGAUGUCUUUCCAAUAUUUUUGACAAAGCACUUUCCUUAGCUGAACCUAUCUGACUCACAGGCAGUGGAAAGGUCUGACUAUGAGGAUUAGGAUUCUAUAAAAUACUGAAAUUUUAAAUAUAAUGAUAACCAAAUCUUGUUCUCCACAAUGCCUUUGUAAUUUUCCUUGGGGCCAUAGUGCCAUUCAGAGCAGUACAAAAUAAUCCUAUUUCAAUGAUCACCGAAUAAUGAUUUUUUUUUUUUUUUGGUCUUUUUGUCUUUUUAGGGCUGAACCCGAGGCAUAUGGAGAUUCCCAAGCUCGGCGUCCAUUCAGAGCUGUAGCCGCUGGCCUACACCACAGCCACAGCAAUUUGGAAUCCAAGCCAUGUCUGUGACCUACACCACAGCUCACUGCAAUGCCAGAUCCUUAAUCCACUGAGUGAAGCCAGGGAUCGAACCCACGUCCUCAUGGAUGCUAUUCAGGUUCCUUAACCAUUGAGCCACUAUGGGAAUUCCCGAACAAUGAUCUCUGACCUAGCAGAUAGUCACCAUUUCCAGUUUCCAUGAUAUAUUUUAGACCUUGAAGUUUAUAACUCGUCACUUUGACGUUUUAAAGGGAUGCUAAAAAGGAUAAGAAGAAUUACAGUUUGUAGCUGUAAGACAAUGGGUGCUUUUCAAUAAAAUAUUUUAGAAAAUACAGUAAAUAUAAAUACAUAGGUUCCCCCUUACCCAUAACACCAGAGCUGUCUUCCUUAGCAGAUACACUGAUUUUUAUUUUUUGGUUCAUGUACUACAAAGAGUGGUAAAAUAUAACAAUCCCAUUUUAUUCUUAUUAUAUAAACUCUUUGUGAAUAAAUAAGCAGCCCGUAAUAUGAAUUGUAUUGAUUUAAUUAACUUUAAAAUUAAACUUUUAUCCCAGCCCCAUUCCUCUUCAAAAACACACUGAGGAGUUCCCGUCGUGGCGCAGUGGUUAAUGAAUCCGACUAGGAACCAUGAGGUUGCGGGUUCGGUCCCUGCCCUUGCUCAGUGGGUUAACAAUCCGGCGUUGCUGUGAGCUGUGGUGUAGGUUGCAGACGCGGCUCGGAUCCUGCGUUGCUGUGGCUCUGGUGUAGGCCGGUGGCUACAGCUCCGAUUCAACCCCUAGCCUGGGAACCUCCAUAUGCCGCGGGAGCGGCCCAAGAAAUAGCAACAACAACAACAACGAAAAGACAAAAGACAAAAAAAAAAAAAAAAAAAAAAAAACCAACACACACUGAUAUUAUAAAGUGAACUUCCAUAGGAAGACAGCUGUUAUUUUAAUUAUUAAGAAGUAAAGUGAUGCAUACUUUUCAAACAAAGAUGCUUAGAGCCCAUGCGUAAACUAUUACCUGCCCCCUCCCCAAAAGGAUUUGGAAAUAAUGAAGGCAGGGAAAAUAUUCGGGAGAAGCUUCUACUAGAAAUUGGUCCAAAAGACAGAGAAAUCCUGAGCUAGAAGCUAGAUCCUCUUAUCAUUUUUUUCUUCUAUCAUUUAAAAAAAAUUGAAAAAAAAUAUUUUCUACAGUUUUUAUGGUCCCCUCCUUUCUUUCCUUUUCCCUCUCUUACACGCACACACGCACACACACACACAUGCACAAGCACACACACUCAUGCACACUUACAAUUCUAUGUUGUUUAUAGGGUAAAUUUCUUCAAAUUGGAAAUGCAAAGGAAGUCAACUUUUCUGGGCAAAAGUCCAUAAUUCUGUGUUUUGCAAUAGCAGGGAUUCCCGAUGGGAAAUAUGAGCAAUGCGGUCAUUUGAUUUGACCAUCUCUUAUUUAUGAAACUGCAAUGUUUUGCCUCAACAACACAUAACCAAAGCAUGUGGGUCAAAUUUUUCUCCAACUAUUAAUGGUAGAAUUGUAAACCACUGUUCAGAUUAUCUUUGAAAAAUUAUUUAAUAUUUGUCAAACAGUUCUUUGAAAAAAAUUAGUAAUAACUAGUUAUAUUGAAUGAUUUCAUGGUGUCUUAACAGGCAGUUUUCUCAGUAUUUUUCAUGGUUCAUGUAUAAGCAAAAUAAGAGGAUUUUAAAGUGGUGGAGUAUUAUUUUUAAAAUAGUGAUUCUGAUUCCCGGCUGUACAUUAGAACCCCUUACUCUUUUUUUUGUUUGUUUGUUUGUUUUUUCUAGGGCCACUCCCGUGGCACAUGGAGGUUCCCAGGCUAGCGGUCUAAUCAGAGCUGUAGCUGCUGGCCUACACCACAGCAACACGGGAUCUGCGACUUCACCAUAGCUCGUGGCAAUGCCGGAUGGUUAACUCACUGAGGAAGGCCAGGGAUCAAACCCGCAACCUCAUGGUUCCUAGUCAGAUUCGUUAACCACUGAGCCACAAUAGGAACUCCCGAGAACCCCUUACUCAUUUUUAAACAUGUAUCCAUGCUGAUGUUCAACAGGAGAGAUUAUAAUUCAAUCACUGAUUCAACAAACAUUCCUCAAGCACCUUCUAUGUACCUGGCACUGUUCUGAGACCUGAAUUCAGUAUGUUCAGUGUAAGAUGUGAAAUUCUGGAUUAUUGUCAAAAGUUCCACAAGUGAGAGCAAUCGACAUGAAUGUAUACAAACCUAUUCUAAUAAUACCCAAUUUAACAAUGAAAGCUUUAAAAUGUUUUCUUUCUUCAAAAUCACUUUAGGGGUUCCCAUUGUGGCUAAGCAGGUUAAGAACCCGACGUAGUGGCCUGUGAGGAUGUGGUUUCAAUGCCUGGCCUCUCUCAGUUGGGUUAAGGAUCCAGUGUGGCCACAUCCUUAACCCCACGUCCUUAACAUAGCUCGGAUCUGGUGUUGCUGUGGCUGUGAUGUAGGCUGGCAACUGCAGCUCCAAUUCAGUCCCUACCUAGCCUGGGAACUUCCAUAUGCUGCAGGUACGGCUGUAAAAAGAAAACAAAUUCCCUUUAAUUAUUUCCUGUUGAUACCCUUAAAAUUAAAAAUAAACCUGUGAGCUGUUUCAGUUCAGCUUCCUUUUUAAUGUCAGCACUUUCACCAUCCCUGGUGCAUUCCCGGUACAGAAUGAUCCACAUUCUCCUCAAACUCUUAGAGCAACAGGUAGCUCUUUAUUCUGAAGGCAACCUGUUCUUUUGUGACACAGCUCCAAGUGAUUAAAAAAACAAACAAGUUUAUCUUCAUCAAGAAAUGAUUUUGGGAGUUUCCCCUGUGUUGCAGAAGGUUAAGAAUAUGCCUGCAGCAGCUUGGGCUGCUGCAGAGGCAGGGUUUGAUCCCUGGCCUGGCGCAGUGGGUUUAAAGGACCUGGCUUUACCACAGCUUCAGCGUAGGUUGCAGCUGCAGCUCAUAUUCAGUCCCUGGCCUGGGCACUUCCAUAUGCCAUGGGUGCAGUGAGGAAGGAAGGGAGGGAGGAAAAGAAAGGAAGGAAGAAAGAAAGGAAGGAAAAGAAAGGAAGGAAGAAAGAAAGAAAAAGAACAGAAAGAGAGAGAGAAAGAAAAAGCAUUUUAUUUCAGCUAAGGCUACUCUAUUCCCUUAAGGACAGCACAUCAUGUGCUUUUUCAUAUCUGCUGCCUGUGUUUAGGCUCUAUUAAGACUCUUUUUCAACCUCUUACCACCAGCUUUAUUCUCAUUUAAGCCACUCCUCAAUGCACUUUGUGUUAUGCAAUGAUGAGAUGUUUUCAGGUUCAUAAAAUAAAGAAAUAAAAAAUCAACCAUCUAUGUAGAUAAAGAGAGAAAUUGAUAAAAAUUUCUAUGUAAAUCAUUUGCAGUAGCUUUAAAUAUCUUCCUCUACCAUAGCAAUAAUUUUAAGUUAAGUAUUUAAAAUUGUUUCAUGAUAUGAAAAUAUAGUAUGAAACCCUAAAUAAUAUGAAUUUAAAAACUAUCAGCCAAACAUAAUAUUUUUUUAGAGUAAAGCUGUAAUAAAAAUAUAAUGAAUUAAGUUGUCUUAUUUUAAAAGUUCUCUGGGGUGGUUUUAGCCAAGGUACCUCCUGGCAACCCACCUGUAUAAUCAUUAUCCAGCCUGGCUUGUAAUGUAAACAAAGAGUAAGGCACUGUGAGUCAAAGGCCAGGAAGGGAUUCAGAUGUGAGACCGUAUUGAACAUGCUUGAAUAAUUUUGCACUCCUUCACUUUCAUCUCUUCGAAUUAUGCAAUGGCUUUUCCUUAGGUUUGUAUUUUAAUGAAUGAUAGAUGAUGAGACUGGGGAGAAACAGAGUGAAGUAGAUCUGCCAUUCUAUAUUAUAUAAUAUGCUCUGGAAAACAAAAGAAUAUGUGCCAUAUAUUUUCAAUGUAUAAUUGUAAUAUCGUAUACAGUGAUUUAUUAUUAGUGAGCCAAGAUGUUUAAAAGACUACCAAAAAAGUGUUGCUAAUUCUGUGGCGUUGAUUAUUUUUUCUGUAGAUGUAAAACAUGUCUUCCUGAGUCAGAUGUUUGUCUCUUUUCCUGUCCAGAUGCUGUCAUAUUUUUCAGGAGCCUAUGCUGAAAAUAUAUUUAAAAUUGUAUGCAUGGUUUUAUCAACUUGUUUCUCUUUGUGUUAUCUUCAGUUCUUAAGUAACAUAUUCUCAAAUGAGAGUCAUUAACUCGGUAGAGUAUAUGGUAUUUAUCAUGUAACAGUAGAUAAUUGGACCAAAAACAAUAAAAAUAAUACUUUUAAAGAAUAUGGAUGACUCUUUUGUCCCAUUUUGUCAAAGUACCAUGUUGUUUUACUGACGAAGGUCAUGUAUUUCUGUUCCGAUGGACACUGGUAUAUCAAGAUUAUGAACCCAGUGAUAUAUCAUUCAGAGACGUCUCAAUAUAUGCAUCCCAUUAUAGAAGAAGUACAGUAAGGAGGCUGGUGAAUGGAACUUUUCAAGUCAGAACAGAAUGAGAGAAGAUGUGUUACUACCUAGAAAAAUGAUUCAGGAGUUCCCA